AAAAGAAUGAGUGUAAACUGUUCUGAUUGUUACUGCUGAGUUCGAUGCUGCAGGUCUAUUUAAAACCACUGAUGGGACUAGAAAGAAAAAGAAACUCAUUCUUCCACCCUCUACUGCUGAUCCUGUUAUUGGCCACAGUAUUUGUCAAGACUCGUCCACAACAGACAACCAUACACGGCUUAAUGACUGCAAGUUGUGAUGAAGGAACAAAAGUUGCACCUGAGAUCCUCGUGCUGCUCAGGCUCCUGGGCUCAGGAAGCAGGUGUCCACUUCAGGAAGAGAGUUCCAUGUGAACAAAACCAAUUGGAUUUUCUCAGCCUUUGUUUUGGCGGCAGUGGAACAGGAGGCUGUGACUGUGACAGGGGUGGACAAGGGAGGAGAGAACAGGAGGCAGAGGGAGGGAGAGGCGGGCGAGGGGGUGAGGACGGGGCCAGGAUGACCUGGAAGCGUGCCCCUAGGAGCGUUUAUAAACAUGGCCCCUCCACUCAGCUACGGCUCAUUGUUUACAUCCAUCUUUACAUGCCAUUCCUGCCUGGAUGUUCCUGCAGAGUGACAGCACAGCAGACACUCUCACAGCUGAGCAUCUUUUCAUUUCUCUCUCUCCAUUUUUUUUCAUUUUUGGUUCUGGCAACCAAAAAAUUUUUCCUCUUUAAAAUUUUAAAAAUCCAGCUGUCAUCAUUUCUCCUCCAUCAGUCAUGUACAGCUCCAGCUACCCCCGGGCUAAAUACAGCCUGGAGUCCAGGGAGCCCCUGCACAGGUCCAAGGGACAGAGCUGCAGCUACUACUUGAAGAUUAUUUUCUUCUUUUCCUCCCUGAUCCAGUCUCUGAUCAUUGUCAGUCUGGUGCUUUUCCUCAUCUACGGACAGCCAGAGAAGUCUGCAGAGGAACGAAGGGUGGAGGAGCUGGAGCAGAAUUUCAACAGGCUGAGUGACAUCAACGUCCAGCUGAGAAAGGACAAAAGUGACCUGGGAGCUCAGCUGACAGCACUCACCGCACAGAAAACUGCCGUGGAGAAGGAGAUGGAGAAGAACAAAGCUGCUGCCAACACCACUGAAAAUCUGCUGAAAGUUAAACUGGCAGCCUGUGAGAGAUCAAGUGCGACCACACUCAGCAUGAUAGCAAGGCGACCGACCCCUCCGAUCCAGGCCCCCGUCGUAAUAGCGCCUAAUAAUCAAAUUCAGACACUGCAGAGCCUCAAUGCUCAGCAGAGCGCCAUGAUUACUCUGAUCAAGGCAAAUUUCACUCAGACCGUUCAGUACCUGAGCCAGGAGAGGGACAACGCCCUGAGGGACAGAGACACUCACCACCAGGAGGCCAUCACUCUACGCAGGGAGAACAGCAUGCUCACUGAGCAGCUCGCCGGCUACAGCAGGAAGUGCAAAGAAGACUUUGUUCAGUCUUUGGACGGCAUCAGCACGGUGACCAAGGAGUUCCUGAACCGCAUCAACAACCUGUUCCCACACCAGCUCACCUUUCACCUGAGCUGCAGCAGCCAACAGGAACAGAUGGAGAAGAUACGGAGCAGCUGCUCCAACCUGUCCAGAGACGUGGAGAACAAGUUCCAGAUUUAUCUGGACAACGUGGGCAACAAGAUCACACAGAUCCAGGCGCUGUCCACUCGUCUGGAGGUGCAGAAUUCAUACACAGCCGCAGAUCUGAAGGAGUGUGAGCGAGAUCGCAGUGAGAAGAUGGCUAACUCUGCCUCACAGCUGCAGCAGAUGCAGAGGACACACGACGACCAGAUGGAAAAAUAUCUGAGGGAGCAAACCCGGCUGAGGAAUGAGAAGCAGCUUCUGGAAGACAGUUUGGCCCUGAAGGAGCAGGAGCUAAAGACGCCGAAGCAGCAGUUGCCUUGUGCUCAGCCCAGUUUGAAGGGACGAUGAGACCAGUCUGUGGAGUAAAGGAAGAAGUUCACCGACCUUUGGCCUUUGACCUGUUGUUAAAACAACUCCGUAAUAAUGUACAGUCUCCAUACGCAGCGCACACACACACACACACACACACACACACACCCUGUAAAUACUUCAUUAUCUGACAACUGCUGUUUUCUUGUGAACAUAUUCUGUCAGUUUUACCCUCAGACUUUUGUUUAGAUUUGAAUGACACUGGUGUAAAUAAUGUUUGUGAUUUUAGAAAAACUAACACUGGAAAAUUUGAAUUAAAACAAAUAAACAAAAAG
Molecule: messenger RNA, 2179 nt
Organism: Cynoglossus semilaevis (tongue sole)
Lineage: Eukaryota; Metazoa; Chordata; Actinopteri; Pleuronectiformes; Cynoglossidae
Gene: plvapb
Product: plasmalemma vesicle associated protein b
Exons: 10
Coding region: 696-1883 (395 amino acids)
Biological process (GO): positive regulation of cellular extravasation; regulation of vascular permeability
Source: RefSeq, a predicted model, not a curated record